UACAAAUACCCCAUAUUUAUAUCGAACGGAUUAUUUUGGCGAUCUGACCCUCGAUGGACGGCCCAACAAGCAGUGGCAGCCCGUUGCUCACGACAGGGGAACGUGCGAAGGAGGACGGGGGACGCAAGCGCUCGUUGAAGCACAAGCACAAGCAAAAGAGCUCCCGCCACUCCACCAGCGGCGAGGAACACGAGAAGCCGUCGUCGUCAAAAGGUCAUAAGGACGAUGGCGGGGCUUCGCACCUUCAAGAUCUGUUGACAAGCAAGAUCGCUCAGCUUCAAGUGGGGGAUUCAAGCUUGGAUGUGGACAUCAGCGGCAUUUUCAGCGAUUCCAAGCUUGUGGACGACGCGAGUGCGUCGUGGGAGGCCGCAAGCAAAGACGGCGGCGACGUCGGGCAGAUGGACUACAUCGUGCAGGGGAUGUUGGGGCACUUGGCGCUGCUGCAGCAAAAGCUGAGCGAAGUGCACGCCAAGUACAUUGUCAUGCGCGAGCAAAAGAUGGCGUUGGUCGAAUCGAAUUUGAAAGUGAACUCGACCAAGGGCAAACUCGAAUCGUUGUGCCGCGAGCUCCAGAAACAAAACAAGACCAUCAUCUCCGAGUCCCGUCGCAUCGCCGAGGAAGAGGACCGAAAGCGGCAGCAGCUGAGCCAGCAAUUCCAGACCACGAUCGAAGACGUGAGCAAGAAAAUGGAGCAGCAGGGCAAGGACUACGUGUCGUCGCUCCACGACAACGAAGCCCUGCAAGGCAAGCUCAAGACGUUCCUGGCGCAGUAUGAGUUGCGCGAAGAGCAUUAUGCCCACCAGCUGCAGGCCAAGGACUUGGCCGUGCAGCUAGCCGACGCCAAGCUGCAGCAUCAAAUCGAACUCACCAAGCGCGAGACGGAAAAGGUUGCGCUGACGUUGGAGCAAACCAAGCACAUUUCAGAGCGGGAAGUGGCUCUACAGGUACCAACCACGCUGCUGCUGCUGCGAUGACUUGGGUUUCAAUAGGCUUUGAAUACUCUCUAUAUAUAUAUAGGAUACUAUGAAUAUUUUAUAUGUCUUACGGUAGGGCCAACUGGCGUCGUAUUCCGAGAAAUUUGAAGUGGUGCAAGAAACGCUGUCCAAGAGCAACACGAUGUUUGGGACGUUGCGUGACGAAAUGGACAAGAUGUCGAAACAUAUCAAGCGAUUGGAAAAAGAGAACGGAAACCUCAAGAAAAAGUGCGACCAGUACGACCACGGAGCCAUCGAAAUGCUCCAGGAGCGCGGGCGAGUGGCCGAAGAAGCCAAGAAGGCGCAAGACAAGAUCAGCAAACUGGAAGGACUCUGUCGCAUGCUCCAAGCGGAGCGCAACCGACUCAUGGAGCAAACCAAGGAGACUGCGCCAGCGUCGUAGAAAGCAUCGAGCGAGAAUGCAGCGUCAUAAGACCACCACCUUGAACGAGGAUGGGUAGAACGUUACAUAACGUUAGAUGAAUCAUAAAAUGGCAUACUAUUGUCGAUUUUCUUCAAAUUUC
Aphanomyces astaci is the source of this 1498-nucleotide messenger RNA. RefSeq lists its product as hypothetical. The transcript has 3 exons. The record is from RefSeq and is a predicted model, not a curated record. NCBI's taxonomy places the organism in Eukaryota, Oomycota, Saprolegniomycetes, Saprolegniales, Verrucalvaceae. The coding region runs from base 54 to 974 and encodes 306 amino acids. Gene Ontology annotation, molecular function: syntaxin binding.